AUGAUACGCUUAUUAUUAUCACUUUUGUUUACAAUAAUUGUCGCAGCUGAUGCAGAUAACGACGGUAAGCCAAAGAUAAUAAUUGAUAAUGACGCUGGAGGCGACGAUGCUAUGGCAAUUUUUCUCGCCCUGCUCUACGAGAAACACUUUGACGGACCAAAGCUGGUGGGACUUACAACUUGUAAUGGUAACACUAAUGAAGAUAAUGUUUGCUUCAAUAAUCAGAGGAUACUCAAGGUCGCCAAGAGACAAGACGUCCCUAUAUUCAGAGGAUCUAAAGCGUCGCUUGUGACGACACCAGUUGCAACAGAUUAUUACGGGAAAGAUGGACUAGGAGACAGUGGUUUGUAUAAUACGGAUUUAGUGCCAGCGGAAAAACUUAGCGCUGUUUCCGCAUUAAUAGAACUAUCAAAGAAGCAUGAAGGAAAUUUGACUGUCGUAACAUUGGGAUCUCUAACGAAUGUGGCAUUGGCUAUUAAAAUAGAUCCAGAUUUUUUAAGUAGACUUCAGCAAUUAUACGUUGGAGCUGGACAUAUUCAUAGUGACAAUAAUCCAAGUCCCGAAUUCAACGCUAACGUUGACGUAGAAGGCUACCAUGUCGUAGCACAAUAUGCUACGCCGGACAAGGUCACCAUUCUUCCCUUCUCCCAAGUGCAGAGAUGUUUGAAUUUCACUGUGUCGUGGCGGCUGGAAGUCCUGGGUCAGCUUCAGACAGACAUUAUGAAGGCCCAAAAUCUGUUUGAGAAAAUAUCUAUGAAGAGGAGCAACAGAUGGCAAGCGCUCGACCCCGCAACUGUGGCUGUGGCCGUAAAUCCCGCAUUGGUCAGGGAGUACAAGUACUCAAAGAACAGUAUUAUCACAUGUGGUGAAAGAAGGGGUAUCAAUACUAAUGAAUUCCUUGAAAAGAAGGAUGCGAAUGUAAGACUUAUUUAUUCAGUCAAAGAAGAGGAAUACAAAGAUUUUCUAUUAAACGUUUUUUCAAAGGCCAAC
Iphiclides podalirius (scarce swallowtail) is the source of this 990-nucleotide messenger RNA. The record is from the annotation of a GenBank genome assembly. Lineage: Eukaryota; Metazoa; Arthropoda; Insecta; Lepidoptera; Papilionidae.